CUUUUUCUCUCUCUACAUCAACCCACAAAUUGGUCCAUUACAAAAUCAGUCUCAAACUGAUUUUUUUUUUUCUCGUUCUCCCUACAAAAGCUCAUCAAAUCUUCAACAACUCACACAAAUCUCCCUAAACUCAGAAACCCAACUGAUUUUAGGAGUUUUCAGUCCAAUUCAACCUUUAUUCCACCAUCUUCAAGCACAUUCAAGUUUCGAUAAAAAGUACAGGAAGUGGAAGGUGUAAUGGCAAUCUACUCAACAUCACUAUCUCCUUUCUAAGGGCCAGGCAUUUAUUUUUCCCCUUUUGUUUUAUUUCUCUUUUUUGUUUUGUUUUCCUUUAAUGCAUAAUAUUUGAUCACCACUUGUAUAUAAGGAAAGGAACAACCAUCAUUGUGGACAGUGGACACCAAGGAUGGACUCUCAGGGUACUGAACAGAAAGUAGUAGAAUUUGAUAGCCAAAACCAGCUGCAACCACCCAAAGGUACCACCUUCCUCACGACCUGCUUCAAUGGACUCAAUGCCUUAUCAGGCAUCGGGAUAAUAUCGAUUCCAUAUGCGCUUUCUCAAGGGGGAUGGCUCAGCUUAAUAAUCCUGUUUGGGGUAGCAACCCUCUGUUGCUACACAGGGAUACUUCUACGCCGAUGUAUGGACGCAGACCCUCUCAUCAAAACCUACCCCGACAUUGGUCAACUGGCCUUCGGGACGAAGGGAAGAGCCUUGGUAUCCACUUUCAUGUAUCUCGAGCUCUUCUUGGUCGCGGUUGAGUUUCUGAUACUAGAAGGGGACAAUCUCCACAAAUUGUUUCCACAAACUAGUUUCCACAUCGGUGGCCAGACGGUUGGGGGGAAACAGUGCUUUGUUAUCCUCACUGCCUUGGUUGUUCUGCCCACAACGUGGUUGAGGAGUCUGGGAUUGAUGGCUUAUGUAUCUGCUGGUGGGGUUUUGGCCUCCUUUGUCUUGAUCGGCUCGGUCUUUUGGGCGGGCGGAGUCGAUGGUUUGGGAUUUCAUGAGAAAGGAAUGUUGUGGAGUUGGAGUGGACUGCCUACAACUAUAAGCUUGUACACCUUUUGUUACUGUGGGCAUGCUGUUUUUCCAACACUCUGCAAUUCAAUGAAAGACAGAAACCAAUUUCCUAAGGUUCUACUGGUUUGCUUUGUUAUAAGCACAAUCAGUUACGGAUUGAUGGCGGUUCUCGGCUACUUGAUAUUUGGACAGAGCUUAAUGUCCCAGAUCACACUCAAUCUUCCCACUCAAAACAUGAGUUCGAAAAUAGCAAUUUACACGACGCUAAUAAACCCCAUCACCAAAUACGCGAUCAUCCUUUCUCCGAUCGCUACAGCUAUCGAAGAUACAUCUCCUUUCCGCAACAGCAGAUCCACCAGCUGCCUCAUCAGAACGGGUUUGGUAAUCAGCACCGCUGUUGUGGCGUUAGCAGUUCCGUUUUUCGGCUAUGUGAUGGCGUUUAUCGGCUCGUUUUUAAGCGUUAGUGUCUCGAUCUUGUUCCCGUGUCUAUGUUAUCUCAACAUCUACAAAGGGUACCGAAGAUUUGGGCUAGAAUUGGUGCUUAUUGUGGCAAUUGUUUUGAUGGGAAUUGUAGUGGCCGUAACGGGUACAUAUACUUCUCUCAGAGAAAUUGUAAAGCAUAUGACAAGGGUUUGAAAUUUUGAAUAUAUACUGUGCUAGAAAAACCGGUCUGCUUGAAUCGGAAAAUGGCGUCGUUUCUCCUUCGAAAAA
Molecule: messenger RNA, 1729 nt
Organism: Rhododendron vialii
Lineage: Eukaryota; Viridiplantae; Streptophyta; Magnoliopsida; Ericales; Ericaceae
Product: amino acid transporter AVT1I-like
Exons: 4
Coding region: 407-1654 (415 amino acids)
Cellular component (GO): plasma membrane
Source: RefSeq, a predicted model, not a curated record